ACUAUCGAAUCGGUAUCAGUUAAGAUGAAGUCUGCUUUAGUGUGGUUGUCGGUCCUUUUCGUUGGAGCCUAUGCUGCUCCCAACGAUCUUCCCAGUGGUCGAGUCGUAGGCGGCGGCAAUGCCGUGUCCGGCCAGUUCACUUACCAGGCCUCAGUCCAAUACUGCAUCCAGGGUACAUGUUCGCACGCCUGUGGUGGUGCCAUCAUCGGUUCCCUAUGGGUCCUGUCAGCUGCUCACUGUAUCACCCAAGCUCCCGCCCUUGGCAGCUACCAGAUCUUAGCUGGCGUCCUCGAUCUCAACGGUGAGAACCCCGAAAGACAGGUGAUCCGCGUCAGCUACGUCCUCAUCCACCCCGAUUAUGAAGGUGGCAACGCUGUUCCCCACGAUCUGGCGAUCUUCAGGCUGGCCACCCCCCUCACCCUCAACGCUCUGGUUCAAGCGAUCAGUCUUCCCGACCAAGACGAAGUCUUCGAGGGCAACGCAGUCCUGUCAGGAUGGGGAUCCACCACUGCAACUGAAGUACCCACCAUGCCCGUUACCCUCCAAUAUGUUGAAGUACCCAUCAUCGUUCCUGAGACAUGCAAACAAGCUUUCGAGGCCAUACUAGGAGGCAGGCCGAAUCCCCUGGACUUGGACGCCAACGUAUGUACGGGACCAUUGUCUGGAGGAGUAUCCAUUUGCACAGGAGAUUCUGGUGGUCCAUUGGCUGAUCCCCAAGGACAAAAAUUGAUCGGUAUCGCGACUUGGACCGCUACACCAUGCGGCAGAGCGGGAUCACCGUCUGUCUACAACAGAGUCAGCUACUACACCCGCUGGAUCAGAAGUUCUAUCUCUGUCUGAGUGCGUUCAAUCAUUUGUUUUCUAUUUAAAAUGCGCAGUAAAGUACUAGUUAGCUA
Messenger RNA from Anoplophora glabripennis (Asian longhorned beetle), 896 nucleotides. Its product is annotated as trypsin-1. The record is from RefSeq and is a predicted model, not a curated record. The transcript is spliced from 4 exons. Gene Ontology annotation, biological process: proteolysis. The coding region runs from base 25 to 840 and encodes 271 amino acids. Gene Ontology annotation, molecular function: serine-type endopeptidase activity. Lineage: Eukaryota; Metazoa; Arthropoda; Insecta; Coleoptera; Cerambycidae.